Messenger RNA from Suillus fuscotomentosus, 2074 nucleotides. Its product is annotated as Alpha/Beta hydrolase protein. The record is from RefSeq and is a predicted model, not a curated record. The transcript is spliced from 6 exons. The coding region runs from base 230 to 2074 and encodes 614 amino acids. Lineage: Eukaryota; Fungi; Basidiomycota; Agaricomycetes; Boletales; Suillaceae.
UUUGAUUCCGGUUUACCCCGCUCAUCACGUGUGGCGAUCGACAGACCUGCCUAUCUGAGCACUACACUUGGAUUUCUUGCCUCCGUUGACCCAAUUUAGUAUUGGAUGACAGUAUACAAGGAGGCUGACAUGCCUGGAUCAAACGCAGCGUACCUACUCCAUCUCUUCUUCUCUUACCCUACAUCACGAAAACUCCCUCUCUACUUUCCCUUCCCUUUUUCAAUUCGCUAUGAUACUCGAUCGUACGCAUGCUAUCCUACAUCACAGUAUGCUAGGAACUACUUUCAAAGGCAUCGAUCAUCCAAUAUCCACCCCGGAUGUACCCAUACACCAAUUCCGCGGAAUCAAAUACGCCACUGUACCAGCCCGUUUCCGUCAAUCGAAACUUGUCACUUCAUACCCCCACUUAGUUGACGCAACCCGCCACGGUCCAAUAUGCCCACAGCCUGUCGGGAAAAGUCUUGAAGAAGAGCUCAUUGGUCUUGCCGACUGUGAUAUCCCAAGACAAGUCUUUAAACAGGACGAGUUUGACUGUCUCAAUCUGAACAUCACCUGUCCUGCUGGUCAUGACCGUGGGUCACAAAUUCCGGUUAUGGUUUGGAUCCAUGGCGGAAGUAACCGUGGUUGUGGCUCAAGUUGGAUCUACGAUGGCGGCGCUCUUGUUAGAAAGAGCGUUUGUAUUGGUUUACCGGUCAUAAUGGUCACAAUCAACUUUCGCAUAGGAGUAUUUGGUGUUGCCGCCAACAUGCAGUUGGUAGAAGAUAACCGAGCAGCAGGUGACGAAGGUGUGGGCAACUAUGGCUUGCACGACCAACGUCAUGCUCUGGAAUGGGUGAACCGUUUUAUCGCAGAUUUUGGAGGAGAUCCAUCCAAUGUCACCCUAUUCGGACAUUCUUCGGGAGCAGCAGACAUCGUCUCACACCUGUACUCCAAUGCCAACUUGACUUGCCCCCUAUUUGCUCGGGCAAUCGUUCAAAGCGCAAUCAUCGAACACAAUCCUCCAGAACCACAUUCAGCUGGAUGGCAAAUGUCUAGAGCAUUGGCUCCACUCCAUGCCUCUUCCGUCGCACAACUUCGUGGUAUAAGUCCUGAGGCACUUAUUAACGUCAAUCUCCCCUUCCGCGCGGUCGAUGACGGGGUAUUCUUCAGAAAAGGAUUCAAAGAUUUCUGUUCUCACACUCGGGGUCGGAAGAACCUACCAAAAGUCAUCUUGACAAAGCCUGUCGUUUCCUCUACAUCCAUCCCUGAUCUCCAGCCUCUCCUUAUCGGUGACUGCGCAUGCGACUCUUCUCUUUGGUCUCAGCCUGCGCGUCACUGGGCCGCCCCUGCUGUCGUGCGACGAAUUCGUGCGAUAUGCCAAUCUAUCACAAAAUCUUCUGCUCUUCUCAAUGCUUAUGAGAUAGGCUCGCACAUUUUCACGGAAGAUCUUGCCGAACGUUUACUUGAGAUCGUGGAGGAUGCACGCAUAGCGUGGCCCACGGAAUGUGUUGCUCAAGCUGCGCAGAACACUGGUCGACAGGUCUGGCGGUAUAUAUUUGAUCAGGAGGGUCCCACACAAGGGAUGCCCCACCAUGCAGCAGAUUUAGUAUACUUAUUUGACAACGUCCCACUCCCAUUAUCACCUUCGUCCUCACCUACUGCUUUCGACGAUGACGAGUCGCUUCCAUCACUCCCAUCGUCAAGAUCGACUGCUGCUGACAUGGGCGAGAUUCCCGAUAAAACGUGCACCAUGGACAAGCUCGAUCUCAUGGAUAUCGACAAGCUCUCUUUCGGCUCAGAGUCGAGUUUCGGCGGGUGGGCGCAACCCGUUGUUGAUGAGUUGAUGUAUGCCCGCGUGCGAGAUGCGAUACAGGAACGGUGGAUCACAUUCGCGCACGGAGAGCGGCCAUGGGAUAAUUCUCAUGGCAAGGUGUACGUUUUUGGCCCUGAGGGCGAAACGGGCGAGCGAAGUUCGGGUAUUUUUGGAGGCAGGCGGCGUCAAAAAAUAUGGGAGGAAGUGCUGAAGCCUUUAGGCAUGACGCUUGUGCAGAAGGUCGCACAAGAGCUCAGCAAUGGGCCUGGGCUGCCGCGGUAA